Molecule: messenger RNA, 935 nt
Organism: Pectinophora gossypiella (pink bollworm)
Lineage: Eukaryota; Metazoa; Arthropoda; Insecta; Lepidoptera; Gelechiidae
Product: gustatory receptor for sugar taste 43a-like
Exons: 6
Coding region: 344-877 (177 amino acids)
Biological process (GO): sensory perception of taste
Cellular component (GO): dendrite; neuronal cell body; membrane
Source: RefSeq, a predicted model, not a curated record
AUAAGUUUAUUUCUCACUCACAAUAACAGUAAAACUUAACAUAGUACUACUCACAGUGAACAUGUUUCUAUUGUGAGAGAGACUGGUGUCCAUACUAGACGAAAUGCCUGUGUUACGGAUCACCAGGCUCUCUUCCUCCCUAUUUUCAUAGUAUGGCAAGGCAUUGUUAUAGAAAUAGACUCUUUAAAAUUACAGUAUAGAUAUCCUAUCCUUGCUGCAGUCCAUCUCUCGUGUUGAGUUUCUACACGUAUUGUUACUUGAAUCGCAGUUUCUGUUCAGCGGCUUGUUAGCUGAAGCCGCAUUCGAAAAGAUUAACGAGUCUUUACAAAAUGUCGGCGACAUCAUGGAUGAAAAACGACCUCAAGAGUUAAGCAGGAUAUCGGAUAUCGUCACCGAUAUCGCUUCCUCGUACGAAGGAGCGUGUGACGUGCUGAAGAAAAUUAGCGAUAGUUUUGGCCUUCUGGUGAUUUUGAUGUUGGGGGCUAUAUUUAUAGAUCUGGUGAUAGCUCCGUACUUUCUAUUCUCUGUAGUGCAAAACCCCUAUAUCAACAAAUUACCCAUCGUCAUGUUCACAAGUAACAUUUUAUGGAACUUUGCCAAUCUGAUACUGUUUAUGGAACCGGGAAACGGAACAGAGGUGCAAAUGAACCAGACGAAGAUAAUCCUGAGCCACCUGUUGCGCCGCGUGGACCCCAGCGACCCUCUGGCCCUCCACCUGCACUUCUUCUUCAAACAGCUCAGGCUAAACAACUCUUCCUUCACUGCCGUCGGCCUUUGCACGCUCACCAGACCCGUCAUACUCUCGAUCCUCGGCGGAGUGACCACUUAUCUCGUUAUUCUUCUACAAUUCGCUUCGUUAGAUAAAGACACAUUUUAAAUCCACGUUUAUGUUUUAAUUUAAAGUACUUAUUAUAAUAAUAUACACUUGUAUGUAC